This is a messenger RNA of Solanum dulcamara, 1199 nucleotides long. Its product is annotated as peroxidase 72-like. NCBI's taxonomy places the organism in Eukaryota, Viridiplantae, Streptophyta, Magnoliopsida, Solanales, Solanaceae. Gene Ontology annotation, molecular function: peroxidase activity; heme binding. The record is from RefSeq and is a predicted model, not a curated record. The transcript is spliced from 4 exons. The coding region runs from base 38 to 1051 and encodes 337 amino acids. Gene Ontology annotation, biological process: response to oxidative stress; hydrogen peroxide catabolic process.
UAUACUAAUUAAGUCCUUAACUAGAUACUUUUUCAAUAUGGCUCAAUCAAUGAGCUUCUUCAUGGUCAUUGUUCUCAUUGCUUUUGCGCCAAUUUGUUUGUCUACCAAGACUUAUGGUGGUUAUCUAUUCCCACAAUUUUAUGACCGUUCAUGUCCCCAAGCAAAAGAAAUAGUCAAGUCUAUUGUUGCCAAGGCCGUAGCCAAAGAGGCUCGAAUGGCUGCUUCUUUGCUGAGGCUGCAUUUCCAUGAUUGCUUUGUCAAGGGGUGUGAUGCAUCUCUGCUUCUUGACAGCAGUGGAAGCAUAGUUAGUGAGAAAAGAUCAAAUCCCAACAGGAAUUCGGCACGUGGAUUUGAAGUCAUUGAUGAAAUUAAGAAGGCACUUGAGAAGGAGUGCCCUCAAACUGUAUCAUGUGCAGACAUAUUGGCACUAGCUGCAAGGGAUUCAACAGUUUUAGCUGGUGGACCAAACUGGGAGGUACCAUUAGGAAGAAGAGACUCCAGGGGUGCCAGUUUAAGUGGCUCCAACUAUAAUAUCCCUGCUCCAAACAACACAUUUAAUACCAUUCUUACUAAAUUCAAGUUGAAGGGGCUUGAUAUUGUUGAUCUUGUAGCUUUAUCUGGGAGCCACACAAUUGGAAAUGCAAGAUGCACUAGCUUCAGGCAGAGACUUUACAAUCAGUCAGGAAAUAGUUUACCAGACUCUACACUGGAACAGUCAUAUGCUGCCCAAUUGCGCGCUAAGUGUCCAAGAUCUGGUGGUGACCAAACCUUAUUUUUCUUGGACUUUGUCUCCCCAACAAAAUUUGACAACAGCUACUUCAAGAACUUGUUGGCUUCAAAGGGACUUUUGAACUCAGACCAAGUUCUUGUUACUAAGAAUCAAGAAUCACUAACAUUGGUGAAACAAUAUGCAGAGAACAAUGAGCUUUUCUUCGAGCAUUUCACGAAAUCUAUGGUUAAGAUGGGAAAUAUUUCACCUUUGACGGGUUCCAGGGGAGAAAUCAGGAAGAAUUGCAGGAAGAUCAACAAGCAGCAUGAAAAAAAGGAAUAAUUGUGGCUCUAUAUAUUGUUAUGUAUUUGUUUUUUUCUUUCAACAUUCUUGAAUUUUACUUUCUCAUGAAAUAUUCUCUGUCUUAAUUUAUAUGGUGAACUUUCCUUUUUAAUCUAUCUAAAAAGUUCGCUUUUCUAAUGUUAACGUC